Molecule: messenger RNA, 3408 nt
Organism: Helobdella robusta
Lineage: Eukaryota; Metazoa; Annelida; Clitellata; Rhynchobdellida; Glossiphoniidae
Exons: 5
Coding region: 1-3408 (1135 amino acids)
Source: RefSeq, a predicted model, not a curated record
AUGCAUGCGGAGUUGUUGCUGAAGCGAAAUUGUCAAAAGUGCCUAUUUUUUCUCUUGUUUGUUUUAUCUGCUUUCAUCCUGUACGGCUUGAACGAGCGUUUACAAAACGACGUUUGGGAAGUUAUCCAAGAAAUUUUGUUUCUUCCCGAGUUACCAAAAAGACAACAAUCGGAAGAAGGUAAUACAUUGUUGAAAAAAACUUUCUACGAAAAAGAAAAAGAGCAUCAUACCCACGAGGGACAUGAUCACGAUUUAGAAGUUGGGUUUAUAUUGCACGAAAGUGAACUCGGUGAACCAGAGUUUAUCGGUCACAAUGACAAUCAGGGAGAUUAUUUCAAUUCGUUUUUGAGGGUCGAUUUUGACGAAAGUAAUGUUGAGCCUGUAUUUGUGGGUUCAGUGUACCCUGAAAGAAAUAUAGCACUUGGUUGUGCAUUAACUACAAGACAUGAACAAAAUUUAAAUGAAGAAAAUUUGCAAUUCAAAAUGCCAUUUUUCAGAAGUUUGUUAACAUCUUUUUGUCAAACAGCAACAAGAGGCUUCCAUUAUAACUUUUAUGUUUCACAUGAUCACUCCGAUGAUUUUUUUUCUACAAAAAAUGCUCAUAAUAUUUUUAGCAAGGCAUUUUAUAAAUUGAUCAAUACACAAUGUUCUAGAACGGUCAAUGUCACUUUACAUUUAGUCGAAUGUCAUCAUUCAGGUCGACCGGCUUGGGCUCAAAAUGAUGCCAUGAUGGCUGCCUACAUGGAUGAAAUGGAUUAUUACUACAGAUUGAAUGAUGACACUGUCUUGGAGACGACAGGUUGGACAGAAAAAUUCAUUGAUGAACUACAGAGAUUUAAUCCUCCAAACAUCGGGGUGGUUGGUCCGUGGUUCAAAGAGGGAAACACCAACAUUUUAACACAUGAUUUUGUUCACAGAACACACAUUGAUAUUUUUGGCUUUUACUAUCCUAGGGUGUUCACUGAUUGGUUUGCAGAUGAUUGGAUUACACAAGUGUACUGGCCUGAGAGAAGCAAAAAAGUUCCUGGCACCAGAGUCAAACACACGAUGGAGAAGGGAAUGAGGUACAUGGUUCAUUAUGAGAAAGCAAAGAACAUUGAAAUUGAAUGCAGCAUUGGAAAAAUUAUCAUACAGAGAUAUAUUGAUCGGACCAUAAAUGGCAAAGUUGAAAAAUUCUGGAAUGAAGAUUCUGUAGGAGUUGUGUCAAUGUCCUUAUUUGGCAAUGAUGUAUCUUCAGUGUAUGGCAUUUUGAGAUAUGCACAACUUCUGCCUAUUGUUUUUCCAGAAUGGAGGCUUAGAGUUUAUACAUCUUUAACAGAAAAAUCUUUGAAAGUGUUGAAAAUUGUUGCUAGGAAAUUAGAAAACUUUGGAGUAGAAGUUAUCAACUUGAAUAAUAGCAAUGCUUCCAAACUACCACCUGAACUCUGGAAAUACUUGAUCAUAGAUGAUCUGAAAGUUAAAAGGUUUAUUGUAAGAGAUUCGGACACGAGGCCCAGUGAAAGAGAGUUUAUGGCAUUGGAAGAUUGGACGGCUUCGAAUAUAAGUGUUCCUUUCUACUGCAUCAGAGAUCACUACAGCCACGUCAACCAAGCUCUUCCUUUGGGACUGUUUGGUGGAAUUCCAAAAAUGAUCAAAACAUUAUUAGGUGCCCCCAGUGAAACGUUUCUUUUGAAUAUUGCUAAAAAUGGGCUCAAAUAUAUGCAUGAGACAUUAUGGAAAAAGUUUCAAAUGUCAGUCUUUUGCCAUGACAGUGUAUCAUGUAAUGACUGGUCGGGCAGUCAUCCUUUUCCAGCUCUGAGAAUGGGAGAUGCAUAUGUUGGUCGAAAGUUUGAUUCAAAUGAUCAAUUGAUGUUUAAUGAAAAUGAUGUAGAUUGGGUGGACAAAGUAUCACAGGACCCUUACAAACCCUGUGUUAUACUUAAGAACACUGGCUUCUCAGAGGAAGCUGUCAGAUCUGUUGUCAGUCUGAGGCCUGUUCUUUGGUCACAGGACUACCACAUCACACCCAUGAUGGACCUGAAAAGUUUGCUGGGCCCUAUUGGAGUAAAAAUUAUUGAUAACAGUCUUUCUUACCACUGUAUGAUGACAGGAACCUGUGCUAAACAUUUAAAGGUUAUUAACAGUGAUAAUGGAAUGUCGCUAACAAAAGCAUUAAUUAAAAAGUUUUACCAAGCGUAUAAAGAUGAUUCCUUGAUGAAUUCAGUCAGCUCAUUUGUAUGCACCCUGCCUGUUUCCAUGUGCGAGUUGUACAAGCCUUUCAACAAAAGUAUGAUUAUAUGGGCCAGCAUAAGAUACGAACAAUCAAGGAAUGAACCGGCAAAGUGGAGAUCUCUUAACAGAUUGCUUGGAAGAGUUGAUCGCGAUAAGUCUAGUGUGCUAGCAGCAAACAGUUUAUAUGAUGCUAAAUACAUAGAAUACUUCACUGGACUGAAGCCUACACUGAUACCGAACUAUUGUGCUUACCUCACAGAUAGCUACAGACCCAUCAGGAAGCAGUUUCUUGUGACACCUAUCCACAGUACAGAACUGCAUGACAUUUUUUAUGCUGAAUUUGACAACUCUAUCAUGAAAGUCAAUGCUGACCUGUCAAUCGUUCCCUUGAGGGAUAUGUAUCCUCAAUAUUUGUAUAAGGACCUUGCGUCACACAAAGGCAUCAUAUAUAUACCUUACCAGGUCUCCAUGAUCAGCCUUACUGAGCAGUAUCGCAUGAACAUACCAAUGUUCUUUCCAUCUCUGGACCUUCUCACGAGCUGGCAUUUGAAGUUCCAGGUGGUGCGCCAACGUACAUGGAGUGGCUACAUGCUGGAAAGGUCAAACAGCUCAAAUAUCAAAGGCAUCUUUUCAAAUGUUCCUGAUCCUAAUGACGAUUUUGACGAAGAUGCCAUAAGGUACUGGUUGCAGUUUGCGGAUUUCUAUCAGUGGCCCCACUUAAUUUAUUUUGAUUCAAUCGACGACCUCGUGAAUAAAAUGUUGAAUGUGGACCUCAAUGAAAUCAGCAAGCGCAUGAAAGUCUACAACAACAAAGUUAAAGCAUACAUCAAGAAAGCAUGGUCUGAUGUGCUCAUAAACAUUACUAACGUUAAACUGAACCAGUUGAAGGAAAACAAAAUUAAAUUGGACAGUUCCACGAACAAGAAAUCUGUCACACCAUAUCACAACAGUGAUGCUGAUAUCGACAACCAAGCAACUGUCGUACCCUACCCAACGUCAGGAAGCCAACCAAUUGACUUCACUGAAAGAAAACGUUUCACACCUCCUAAAAACAAAUUAAAAUUACCUUCAAAAAGAAACAAACCUACUGAAAAUGUCAUUGGAAGCGAAUUUGUUGAGACAACCUCCGACGAUACCACUGUUUCACACGGUGACGAACAAAUAUUAGAAAGAAAUUAUCAAGCCAAUGAAUCGUAG